This is a messenger RNA of Amphibalanus amphitrite, 1335 nucleotides long. RefSeq names its product nascent polypeptide-associated complex subunit alpha-like. NCBI's taxonomy places the organism in Eukaryota, Metazoa, Arthropoda, Thecostraca, Balanomorpha, Balanidae. Gene Ontology annotation, biological process: protein targeting to membrane. The record is from RefSeq and is a predicted model, not a curated record. The transcript has 5 exons. Bases 225 to 854 code for a protein of 209 amino acids. Gene Ontology annotation, cellular component: cytoplasm; nascent polypeptide-associated complex.
AUAUUAUGUUUCAUAAAGCAAUGUUUUGCGGUGAAAUACUGGAGAUGUAUGCAUAUAUUGAGACUAAUUGUAUUAUUGUUUUAUCACAUGGAGCUUUAUCAUUCCGUGCUUAUCAUUCUUAUUGACAAUAUUUUUCCAUCUGUCUCACUACUAAGCUCUGUGUAGUGAGUAACAUUUCCGCCCUUUUGCUACGAAACGCGCCAUCCAGGCUCAUCACAUAAAUAAUGCCUGAGCUCACUGAAUCCACCGAGGCUAAGACUGCGGUCAAGGUCGAGGUUGAGUCUGGAAGUGAGUCGGAUUCUGAUGAUUCCGUGCCAGAGCUUGAGGAUGGAAUUAAUGAGAGUGCAAGCAAGGUUGCACAGGCAGCUGGCCUUCCUGAUGAGCUGACUUCUCGAGCCAAACAGUCUAGGGGAGAGAAGAAAGCGAGGAAGAGCAUCUCAAAGCUGGGACUCAAGCUGGUGACCGGCGUACAGCGCGUCACGAUCCGACGCUCCAAGAACAUCAUGUUUGUCAUCAACAAGCCGGAGGUGUUCAAGUCGCCGGCGUCGGACACGUACAUCGUGUUCGGCGAGGCCAAGAUCGAGGACCUGGGCCAGCAGGCGCAGGUGGCGGCCGCCGAGAAGUUCAAGACGCCGGAGGUGAACCCGACGGCGGAGGCGCCGGCGGCCGGCGCGGCCGUGCCCGACGCCAUCCAGGAGGAGUCGGACGAGGAGGGCGUCGACGAGACGGGCGUCGAGGAGAAGGACAUCGAGCUGGUGAUGCAGCAGGCCAACGUGGCGCGCAACAAGGCCAUCAAGGCGCUCAAGACCAACAACAACGACAUAGUCAACGCCAUCAUGGAAUUAACAAUGUAGCACCGUCGCUGGGCCGCCAGCAGCAGGCUCCGACCGAGCGAGGAAGUGCAGUGGUGUGUCAUCUGAGAUGCCGUGGCUUGUAUCGACCUUCAUCAUUAAUCCCCGCCUUCUCGCUCUCUGCCUUUCACUCUUAUUUGGACGGCGUUAUCAGCUGAAGGCGUUUAUUUGUGGACUUGCUGUGCCCGCCUGGGAGCGCGCCGGUCCGUCGGUGGACCGCGCGCUCUGGCCGUGGAUCCGCUCGUGCCCGGCCAGGGUGCGCGGCGCAGCUCAGCGGUACAUACGGCUGUCGCCGCAGCCUGCUGUUGCCCCCUGCUUCGCUCGCUCGGCGGAGAGGUGCUGGCGGCCGGACCUGUCCUGGCGAUGGUGCACCCCCCCCCCCCCCCCCAAUAAUGCUGGAUCGCGUUUUGUAUGGUAUGUCUCCGAGUCGCCUUGACGAACAUCAGUCGUAAUACAUGUGUUUCGAAGGGCACUCGUCACCCUG